CCUCCUUUAAUGAUUCAGACACACAGAGACUGGACAGACAGAAGGAAUAGAGGCAGUCCUCCUUUAAUGAUUCAGACACACAGAGACUGGACAGAGUGAAGGAAUAGAGGCAGUCCUCCUUUAAUGAUUCACUGCAUCAGGAUCAAACUCAGAAUGAAAGUCCAACAGGUUUUGUUCUUCUGCUUCUUAUCAGCAGCACUGCAAGAUGGAAACUCUGGACUCAGCAAUGCAGUGAGUGUUUUUGCUGGAGCUGAAGGAGGAAAGGGUUCAAUGGCUUGCUCCUUCAGAGCAUCUGGAGACACCGCGUUCUUCUGUAAAGGAGAAUGUAAAGGAGACGGUAUCCUCAUUAAAACAGAAGACAGCAUGGCUCGGAGCGGCAGAUACAACGUUAGAUAUGAAGACGGAUCUUCUGGCAAAAGACAAGUGACGGUGACCAUCACACAGCUCAGCAAGUCGGACGAAGGACGGUACAAAUGUGGUUUGGGUGGAUCUUUGGUCCCAGAUGUUUAUGAUGACUUUCACCUCAUGAUUACAGACGAAGCAACGUUGGGUUCAAACGAUACCUUCAUCCUUACAGAAACGGUGGGAGGAAGAGUCACAGUAACAUGCAGGGCUGCUGUGCAUAAAGAAAGGAGGUUCUUCUGUAGAGGUGAAUGUACUAAAGAAGAAGAUGUCCUGCUCGAAAUACAGAAGACAGUAGCUCACAGUGGCAGAUACGGCAUUGAAUUUAAAGAAGAUAAAGACUACGGACUGCAUGUGACCAUCACACAGCUGAGGAAGUCGGACACAGGAAUGUACAAGUGUGGCUACGGCAGUCCUUUGGCUCCUCUUUCAGUCUACUCCUUCCCGAUCAUUGUUGUAGAUGCUCCUCCCACUCCAGAACCAAAACGGACUCCUGCACCGUUUACCGCCUCGGUCCCAUCAGCCUCCACACCAGCACCAACACAGAACCUAGGCUUCACUCCUUCAUCAGCUGUCCCUGAAACCACCAACCAGCCUGAAGCUACAGCUGCAACCACUGAAGAACCAAACUGGACCCUCGGACCUUUCCCCACAUCCGUCCCAUCAGCCUCCACAGCAGCAACACAGAGGUCCAGCUCAGGAAGCUUCACACCUUCAUCCUCUGGACCCACAGAGCAGAUCUCAGGUUCAGUCUCAUCCACAGUCUCUGGCUCUGACUUCGUCCUGCCUCUGGUUGUGUGUGUGCUCGUAGCUGCCGGGUCUCUGGUUCCGGCUGUUCUGCUCUACAGAUGGAAGAAGAGGAGGAACUCGGAUCAGAACAGCAAGAAUGUGGAGGUCCCUGCCAUCUAUGAGAAGUUGGGUCGGGUCCCAGCAGCUUCAGACUCCAGCAGUCAGAUCGGGAGAGUUUAGAAGCUUCUGUAUUUACGCUGCUGUUAUUUUUUUUUCACAUUCACUUUUAUCUUUA
This is a messenger RNA of Scomber scombrus (Atlantic mackerel), 1426 nucleotides long. RefSeq lists its product as uncharacterized. The record is from RefSeq and is a predicted model, not a curated record. Lineage: Eukaryota; Metazoa; Chordata; Actinopteri; Scombriformes; Scombridae. The coding region runs from base 124 to 1371 and encodes 415 amino acids. The transcript has 7 exons.